Messenger RNA from Anarrhichthys ocellatus (wolf-eel), 4947 nucleotides. It is a transcript of the gene vgf, whose product is annotated as VGF nerve growth factor inducible. Bases 248 to 2401 code for a protein of 717 amino acids. The transcript is spliced from 2 exons. Gene Ontology annotation, molecular function: neuropeptide hormone activity. Lineage: Eukaryota; Metazoa; Chordata; Actinopteri; Perciformes; Anarhichadidae. The record is from RefSeq and is a predicted model, not a curated record.
GCGGAUUCCGGGAGAGAAGUCGCGCAGGAGGUGACAACAACAACAGUGACGACCCUUAACGUUAGACGACAAACUCGCACACAACAACAACAAGAGCACGGUGCAUGCACGGUGUGCAUGACAGCGGGGACUUCUUGCAGCUUUGAGUGUGACGUGACCAGAAGCUGGAAUCCCCCGUUGCUCCGACUGAACUGCAAGCAUUUCUGAUCCCCCUCGCUGCUCACAGCGGGCCCUCUUCUGAGUGACCAUGAUUGGGUACCACGAUGCCUCAAGUGCUCUCCUCGUCCUCCUGACAGGGGCUUCCUUCCUCCAUCUGUCCACCUCCAAGCCGAUCAACACCCCUCGAGAUGUUGAUAACCCACACAGAGAUGCUCCUCGUAGAAGGGAAGAGGAGACACGAUCGAUGCAGAAAGAAGAUGCAGAGGAAGAGGAAGAGCUCUUCAAAGGUGUGGAUCCCAAAACACUAGCGGCAGUUUUACUGGAGGCACUGAAUCACUCACGAGUAGAGCAAAGACGGGAGGGAGGGGAGCGCAAUGAGAUGGAAGGAGAAAUGAAGGCUGAGAUGGGGGAGGUUAAAGAAGAAGAAGCAGGCAGAGAAGUGAGAACGAUGGAGGGGGCAGACAGAGACCGAGAUGGACGACAGGAGUUGGAGCUGCUGAUGGCCGCGCAGCAGAAGAAGCGGGAAAGAGAGGAGGAAGAGGAGAAGCAGAAAGCUCGAGAAGAAGAAGAGAAGAUGACAGAAAAGGUGACCAGUCGCACCACAAGUCAGAUGGUCCAGGUCCAAGCAGAGCGGCAGCCCGCUAGUCUGGAUGAAAGAGGGGAGAAAGGGCAGGGCGCUGCCCCCCAGCAGGGGCCAAACAGCCCUGAACAAGGCAGCAAUGAGGAGGAGGAGCAGAUCAGCCCCGAGGAGCUAAAGAACCUCGAGACCAUGAUGAAGGAGUUUCCUCGUUUGAACACGGCCACUAAGAGGGAGGGAGAUUCAGAGCAAAACCAGAGAGAGAUCAGAGGUUACAGCAGCUACGACAUCAUACCAACCAACAAAGGCAACGACCUCGCCAUGUCUAAGAAGAAACUGAAAUGGCAGGAGGAGACGCAGAAAGGCCUGAACUUCCCAAAGUUCAGGGGGGGCAAUUUCAUGGACGACUUCGAGGACAACAAUUACGCUGGCGGUAAUGUAGCACAGUCGCCCCAACCAGCAGAGCAGGAGGUAAUGGAAGAGGAUGAACCACAGGAUGAGGAGGAAGAGGAAGACGAGGAGUUGUUGAGUCCCGAGGAGGAGGAGGCUCAGGCCAAAGCAGAGCAGGAGGAGAUGAGGAGGCAGGCGGCCGAGGCACAGAGAGCCAAGAUGGAGGAGGAGAAGCUGGCCGACAUCGCCUCGGACAUGCUGCUGCGCUACAUGGUUAAACAGAACAACGGGAACAAGAAGUACAGCUCUUCCUUGUCCAACGCCGCGGAGGACAAGAGAUCCGAUGAGGAACAGGAAGUGACGGAGGAGGAUGAUAUCGAUCCCCAGACCAUCGACAAGCUGAUCGAGAUCUCCAACAAGCUCCACCUCCCUGCCGACGACGUGGUGGACAUCAUCAAAGAUGUGGAAAAGAAGAAGAAGAAAGACGUGCAGCCCGAGAUGGCGUCUCGUUGGCAACGACCUCCAACUUCGCUAUCUUCCCCGUUCUCGUCAUCCAAUGGUUUCUCAGCAUCACAGAUUCUAACCAGUCAAAAUAACUUUCCCGUCUCUAAGCAACCCUCCCCAGCUGUCAAUCUCCUCAAAACAUGGUUACAGGAGAAAUCGCCGACCAAGUCACAGGAUCUCUGGAGCAAACCUGCCAGGCCUCUGUUGGCCAAUCAGAAUCGUUGGCCCAAACCUCAGAAGCCUCUGUCAAUCAAACAGGACCUCUGGCUCAAAUCACCCAAGUCAGUUUGGACUGGCUACCCUUUGUACCCUUACACAUACCCGUCCUACUACCAGAGGAAGCAGUACCCAGACUACUACCCCAUCUAUUACCCUCCUCCCCGGAGACCCAAACCCCGUUACUACAUCCCCAAACCCGCUCUCACCCUCAACAACUUCCUUGGGAAUUCCGUGGACGACACCUACUCAUUCUCUCCCAAACGCCGUUACCACAGCUGGGUCCAACCCCGACUGAGAACCCCCCCCGCAGUCCUCCAGCAGAGGCCUUACUACACCACCUACCGGUAUCAGCCGGUACCCAAACCUCGCUCCCCUCUCCGAAUGCCUGUGAUCCCGCCUCAGCAGAAAUAUUAUUACUCAGCCCCGGCGGCACCCGCAGCAACGAGAAAUGAAAACUAUCACGUGGCUGGAAAGCAGCCAGAGAGCAGCAACCGUGACGAUCUGGAGAAAUACAUACAGCAGAUACUCAUGAAGAGGCCAGUGUUGGACUGAAAGAGGGAUGAGGAAGCGAGAGUAUGGGGAAAGAUGAGAGAUGGGCAGAAAAGUAUUUCUUUUUGAUCUUAUUUUGUUUGGUUUUGUAUUAUAUAUGUAACAAGUUUAUUUCUCCUAUUUCGUGUUUUGAUUUGGCCAAGGACAUUAAGGAGGACUUUUAUUUCCAGAGCUAGCCUGGAUGAAAUGUCACUUUGACAGGAAAAGGAGAGGGAAGAUACACAUCUACACUCCUCCGCCUUGUAGGAGGGGACACAGGACGAACGUGGUCUGUUGGAAAGCAUGCUGCGGCAGAGAUUUGUAUCAUGCUAGAACUUCUCAUCCAAACUCCCGGCAUGACAACAUUCUCCAUUUGGACAUUUUACAAUGCCAACAAAGGAGGACGCUUGAAUAUGUUGUUACCUGUACCUUUAAAAAAUAUAUAUUUUUCAGAGUCAGAUCGUAAGCAGCGAUGAACGCUGGGAAGCGUUUGGAGCCUGAUGGAGUUCUACUGUCUAAACACAAAGAGAAUAUGUGUGUGAUUAUCUCAGGCAGGGAAAUUUGAACAAUAUUACAUAAACAUAUUCUUUCUGAAAUGACCACCUUCUGUCCAUAUAGUGCACAACAGACACACCUUUCAUCUCUUAGAGAUGACGUAAAAAUCAUGCAUAUUCUGGGAAUGGCCUCUUUCCGGAGCCAUUUGCUAUCUCAUUUUUAAAAAAUGAAUACAUUUUUAUGCAAAUGUAUCAUUUUUUUGUGGUAUUUGUAUGAAGAUGCAGCAAAAACAUUUCAGCAGAACAGCACCUUCUCAUUUAUGUAUGCUCACACAUACCCACCAAAGCUCUUCAUCAUGAAAUAUAAUGCACCAAAAAGCAUAUUUCAUACAAAGGGCUGUGGAAGCCACACGAACAACACUAUAAUGGCUGGGAUGACUCACCCCUUUGCAUAACUUCAAUUACCUUGUUGCUAUGGUGCCAAAGCCUGACCAAACUCUAUAUGGCAUUCUUUUGACGCCUCCAGAGGAGGAUGCAGUGGUGGAGUCACAUACUGCUCUUUUACUAAACGCGUGCAUUUUAACAGGUAAGGCUGGUGGUGUUCUAUAUCACUAAAUAUGUUCCACAUCUCCUUACCCCAUCUGUAGCACUCAGUUUAUAUUCCUAAUCUAGAAAAUCACCAGCCUUAUCCUUUAAAGAUACCCUCAAUGGUUUCGUCGUCGCGCCCCAAAGUGCCCCUAAAUUCCAAAGUUCCCUUCAGCUCGAUGAAGUCCAUUUAGUGCGAUUUUAUUAUUCAACAUAUAUUUUUCAUUAAUCGUUACAGGGCUAAAAAAUAAAGAUUGCCAGCUCGCCCGGGGCAAAUAAAAUGCCACGAUGGGCCAGUAAAUCUACCAACUUUGUUGUUAUUUGAUAACCGCUAAUUAAUGAAACAAUUUGUAUAAGGGCAAGUAAAGAUUGAAUUCGGGCAAGUAUUUGUUCUAAAUGUUGCACAGCCAUCGAUCACCCAUUUUAUACAUUUGUAGAUGGGAACUUCUUUCCAAAUUCUGAGCUGAAACUGGCUGCCUUACAUAUCACUGUGACAUCCCGAACAUUGCGCUUCAUGUUUUCUUUUGUACCACUUGAUAUCAUCCACGAGAUCAAGGCAGAAAUCUUUUGUAAUGGAAGCAGACGGGAUAAUGAAAUGAUUCUCUGGAACUGACUCCACUGGAGACAGGAUCAGUUUGCUCAUAUUCAGGUUUAAGUCACAAUUAAAAAAAAAACCAUGAUGAAGGGAUUUUUCAUUGCUUGGAUUGGAUGGCAGUGUUAUGAAUAUGAUUGUAUUGAAGUUUUUUAACAUGCAAAAAAAAAGGUUUGUACUGCUGAGAGUUCCCUUCUUUACUUAAAUGGCUACUGAUAAUCAGUAAUCAAUAAACACUUCCCUUUUCUCCCCGUUUACCUCUUUUUCAAAUGCGUCAUGGAACGAGAGCAGAUGUUGCUCUUUGGUUUGUCUGUAUUGUUGACCUUUGUGGUCAUCUGUUGCUAAGGGAUGAGCAAAGCUCAAUGUCUUUGUUGUCAAGCCAAAACAGAAUCACGGCAUCGACUAUCUCAAACUGAAAAAAUAAUGUCAACAUGAGGACAUUAGUCCAAGAAAAAUGAGAGUGAACUGAUAUGAAAAUAAAAACAAAGCUUUUUUGUAAUUUUUAAUGGUUUGUUGUUUUUUCAAGAAGCAAGUCCCAUAUUGAGAAAGAGAAGGGUAGAAAAAGAGAGGCUGAGAUAUGAAGCGACAGACCAGAGGCGAGGGUACAGUGUCUGCACGUUUAUGUAUACUUGCAUCUAAAAAUUGCUUCUUUGAAGACGUACAAGCAUCAAUUAAAAAAGUAUAAAAAAAACUCUAAAGAUGACAGAAACAAUGACGUCGGUGUACCUUAAAAUCAUUGUUUGAGUCAUGUAUGCGGCGAGUGUUUUCCAUGGUCUUUCUAGAUGUACCUUGUUGUAACCAUCGUAAUAAACAUGCGUUUGCUGGAUGUAAAUAUGCGCAUGUCAAUGACUACUUUUGCUAUACAUGAAGAAACAAUAAAGUCAAACUAUUUUUAAUAC